Messenger RNA from Symbiodinium sp. CCMP2456, 446 nucleotides. The record is from the annotation of a GenBank genome assembly. NCBI's taxonomy places the organism in Eukaryota, Dinophyceae, Suessiales, Symbiodiniaceae.
AUGGAAGCAAAGGAAGAGCCGUCGGAGGAGCUGGAUGAUCUUCUUGAGCAGACUAUGUCCGAAGAGCAGGAGCUGGAUGAUCAAUUUCUCGCGCAUGCUUUGGCCGAAAGCUUGCGUGGCAGCUCUAAGCAGGAGUCGGAUGAUGGGCUUCUCCUUCCCGACAGCUCGUUUGACCCGUAUUUGGCAUUAUUGCUAGUUUUUACGGGCCCGGAUGAGCUGGAGGACAUCUCGCCAAGUGAGGCAAGUCCUGGAAGGGAGGGUGCUCCUGCUGCUUCGGAUGACGGUGAUGGUGUAUUGCCAGCUGAGGACGGGAUGGGACUUGGGCCUGUCGCUUCGCCCGAAAACUCGGAAGACGAGGAAGUGGAAAUGAUUGGCGGAGGGGAGCCAGCUCCACCAGCCAAGGAGACGUUGACUGCUUGGGCCGACGAGUUCAAAGCCGUUAAGGA